AGUAGCUGGUCCUGGGAAGCUAACUUGCCAGUGGCACUUGUUAAGUGCUGUUGGAGAAACGGAGAAAAACGUCCAGGUCUUAGGUUCCCGAGCUGCUUAGCCAUUGCUGGGUAUUCCAAGCUAAAGAUGGCUGUGAUGAAUCACCUGAGAGUGAUUCUACAAGUCUCUUCGAGUACAUUGCCAUGGAGAAGGUGCUGGGUUCCGAGGUUGGUGCCACGGAGGUCCUGCAGUCUCUAUACCUGCACAUACAGAACCAGGAACCGAGCCUUACCUCCACUCUGGGAGAACUUGGACCUUGUUCCUGCGGGUGAUCGACAAUCACCCAUCAACAUCCGAUGGAGGGACAGUGUUUAUGACCCUGGCUUAAAACCACUCACCAUUUCUUAUGACCCAGCCACCUGCCUCCACAUCUGGAACAAUGGGUACUCUUUUCUUGUGGAAUUUGAAGAUUCUACAGAUAAAUCAGUGGUCGAGGGGGGGCCCCUGGAACACAACUACCGACUGAAGCAGUUUCAUUUUCAUUGGGGAGCCAUUGAUGCUUGGGGCUCUGAGCACACCGUGGACAGUAAAUGCUACCCAGCAGAGCUGCACUUGGUACAUUGGAACGCAGUCAAAUUUGAAAGUUUUGAGGAUGCAGCACUGGAAGAAAAUGGCUUGGCUGUGAUAGGUGUAUUUUUAAAGCUUGGUAAACAUCAUAAAGAACUACAGAAAUUGGUGGACACUUUGCCAUCAAUUAAGCACAAGGACACCCUGGUGGAAUUUGGAUCAUUUGACCCUUCUUGUCUGAUGCCUACUUGCCCAGAUUACUGGACCUACUCUGGGUCUCUCACUACGCCGCCCCUCUCAGAGUCUGUCACCUGGAUCAUUAAGAAGCAGCCAGUUGAGGUUGACCGUGACCAGCUUGAGCAGUUUCGGACCCUGCUUUUCACUUCUGAGGGAGAGAAAGAGAAAAGAAUGGUGGACAACUUCCGCCCUCUUCAGCCGCUGAUGAAUCGCACAGUCCGCUCAUCCUUCCGCCAUGACUAUGUGCUCAAUAUACAAGUGAAGCCCAAGCCAACAGCCAGCGAAGUCACCCCCUAAGACAGCAUUCUUCAGCAGCAUCUUGUUUUAAUGACUAUUAGCUUAAAAUUUUAACUAGAUUAUUUUAAAACACAGCAUUUAAUAAUACUUAUAUGUAUACAUUUCUAUUUUUUUCUUCCUUUUUUGGGUAACAUUUCAAAAUUCCUACUCUUGUAAAGCAAAGACCGGGAGACAAACGAAGAAAAACAAAAACCUGUACCCAAAUAACGUCAAUCUGAGGUCACCCUUUCUUUCUUUCUUUCUUUCUUUCUUUCUUUCUUUCUUUCUUUCUUUCUUUCUUUCUUCUUUCUUUCUUUCUUUCUUUCUUUCUUUCUUUUUUUUUUUUGAGACAGGGUUUCUCUGUGUAGUCUUGGCUAGCCUGGAACUCACUUUGUAGACCAGGCUGGCCUCGAACUCAGAAAUCCACCUGUCUCUGCCUCCCAAGUGCUGGGAUUAAAGGCGUGCGCCACCACGCUCAGCAGAUUUACUUAUUAUUAUAUGUAAGUAUGAUGUAGCUGUCUUUAGACACACCAGAAGAGGGUGUCAGGUCUCAUUAUGGAUGGUUGUGAGCCACGGUUGCUGGGAAUUGAACUCAGGACUUUCAGAAGAGCAGUCAGUGCUCUUAACUGCUGAGCCAUCUCUCCAGUCCAGAGGUCACCCUUUCUUAUGACAGCGUUAAGGCAGAGGAAUCUGCCAGGCAGUGGUGGCGCACGGCUUUAAUCCCAGCACUUGGGAGGCAGAGACAGGUGGAUUUCUGAGUUCGAGGCCAGCCUGGUCUACAAAGUGAGUUCCAGGACAGCCAGGGCUACACAGAGAAACCCUAUCUCGGGGAAAAAGAAAAAAAAAAGGCAGAGGAAUCUUCAUUAACUGUUAAAUCUCUCUAAUCUAUUUCUCAGACAGUCAGAAAGACAAUUUAGUUUCCUUUUGGUUAAAUGGGGGCUUAAUAUGAGUGCCUGAUCUUGAUUUUUCUGUUUGGGUCUAAUUCAGGAGCUUAGCUCACAACAAGAGGUUCUUGUGAAUUUGAUUUUAAAAUGCCCCCCUUUUGUUCAAACUGGUGAAUUGUCUCACCUUUCAUUGUUGGUCAAGUUCUUAGCUACCAUCAUUUGGAGGUGAAUGGCUCUCAAAGUUUAGGUGUAAACUUCCUGGUUUUAGAGUAUUUCAUGUCUUUUUUAAAAGAGAAGGUCUCAUCUGUGUAGCCCUGGCUGUCCUGGAAAUCACUAUGUAAACCAGUCUAGACUUGAACUCACAGAAGUCUGUCUGUCUUUGCCUCCCAAGUGCUGGGAAUAAAGGCUUGUGCCACCAAGGCCAGCUUUCAUUAUAUUUGCUCUUUGACUGAUAAUAAUAUGUGUCAUUGGAAUAUUAACAGAACAUGCAAGUUGCACUUAUAGCAAUCUGUUAGUAAUUGUGUUUUUAUAUCUGAAAUUGUGUAUGUGUGUGUGUUUUGAGACAGUGUCCCACUCUGUAGUCCAGGCUGGCCUGGAACUCAUAGUUAAACUUUUGUCUCAGUCUCUCAAGUGUACAAGGCACCACACUCAACGAUUAUAUUUGCCUUCCUUGGCUAUCCUUUUUAUUUGUGAAACAAGGUAUCCUUUAGCUCAGGCUGUAUUAGAAGGUGCUGUGUAGCAGGAGCUGCUUUGAAGCUUCAGGUCCUCCUGCUUCCACAUCCCAACUGCUAGCAUUGCAAGUGUGCGCCACUCCGCUCAGCUUCAGCUCUCUUCCAGUGUUCAUAGCUGUGUAGAAUCACAAGUAGGGAUUACAGUCAAACUGUUAAAAACUACCAAUGGUGGUGCUACUUACCACACAAAGCCCAGGCUUCUCAGAAAACGUCUGUGGGAGCCCAGACCAGCAAGUCCGAGCUGAAUGCUGGCCAUAGUUUUAGGUAUAUUUUGUUUCAAAACUUGGGUGUGAAUUUUUGUAUUCAUACUUCUCAAUGAGUAUGUUUAUACUAAUCUUUAGUUGCUAUUACUAGCAUAUGAUAUGUCUACUUAUUAUCAAUUUACUGUAUAGAAAAUACAUUUGGUAGUCAUGGGCUGGCUCAGUGGGUAAAGACACUUGCCAUGUGAACCUAAAGACCUGAGCUUGAUCCCCAGAGCUCACAUAACUAACCCCACCAAAUUGCUGUCUGACCAAGCAUCUUUCAUCCCAUACAUACAACCACAUACACAUUAUAAAUGCACACAAUAAUAAAUAAAACUUUGGGGGACGGUUCAAGACAGGGUUUCUCUGGAUAGCCCUGGCUGUUCUGGAAACUCACUCUGUAGACCAGGCUGGCCUAGAACUCAGAAAUCCACCUGCCUCUGCCUCCCAAGUGCUGACAUUAAAGGUAUGCGCCGCCACUGCCUGAUCUAAAUAAAACUUUAAAAGAAUAAAAAAGAAGCUAUAUUUUGUAA
Messenger RNA from Mus musculus (house mouse), 3449 nucleotides. It is a transcript of the gene Ca5b, whose product is annotated as carbonic anhydrase 5b, mitochondrial. Gene Ontology annotation, cellular component: mitochondrion. Bases 127 to 1080 code for a protein of 317 amino acids. The transcript has 8 exons. The record is from RefSeq and is marked validated. Lineage: Eukaryota; Metazoa; Chordata; Mammalia; Rodentia; Muridae. Gene Ontology annotation, molecular function: carbonate dehydratase activity; zinc ion binding.